GUUGGUUCGGAGCCAGGAGUUGUUGAACAGGGUGAUAGUGAUCCACACCAAUGUAUGCGUGUGUGCCGUCCCAACCAUUGGGGACGAAUCAUUGUGGGUGAUGUGAGCCCAUUCAGAUGAGGAUCGGUAUCAAGAUCCUGCCUCGUGUAUUGGAAACAACUCAACGAGCGAGGAGUUUGGCCAUUGUCGGUGUGUUUUCUUGGCAAUGGUCGCAUGAUUGGUGAAGUAUUGGUUGAUCAUGGCUAGGUGUCUUGUUAUUGGUGGUUCCGAGGAUCCUUGUGCAACUCUUGUGACCGUGAUGAGUGAAAGCCUUGGCCCAAGCCCAGACGUGUUUUUAAAUGAUUCUAAGCAAUUGUUUGGGUCCAAACGGCCUUAGUUACAAGGCAGCCGGUCAACAAUGACUUGCGGUGUCUGCCGAUCCCUUCAUGUGACCUCGGCUCCAAUAUGAUCUCAGGAUGGAUUUGAAUUGGCACGAACCCCCCCACGCCCACCAUCACAAGUCUAUGCCCGAAAUCCCAUCCACCCGGAACCCGUUGCGAAAACAAGAGACCACCUUUGACGCCUCGCCUGAGCCCCGGACCAACCCGUACAAGAAUUGCAACGGGAUCAAUCACAUCGACUAUCAAGUUUUAGUGGGUGAGGGAGCAGUCGAAGGUCGAAAUGGCCUGGGCCUCUAUGGGUCACCGGGGGUCUCUCCUCGGCGCCCAUUGCUCUCGGCUCAAAGCCAGGAAUCCUCGAGCAGUUUUGAAAGCGUCGGCCAAACUUCGGCCUCUGCACUCCAGCAGUAUCCUUCAAGUUCUCGCAAGAGACGAGCCUCUCUCCGAUGGUUGUGUAAUAAAAAAUUCAUUAACAAUAAGCAGAAAAUCCCCGAGGAGUCGCUUUCCAAUCCCGAUCCCGAAGACACGGUAGAUGUGGAAGAAGUGGCGGAGUGUGUUGAGGCCUUAGGCCCGGUGGAGCAUUUCGUUCGACAGGAAUCCCGGCGAUCUCUGGGCUUGGCUGGAACCUGUGAGAGCUUCGAUCCCACGAGUGAUAAUAUCUUGGGCUUUGCCGAGCUCCUGCAUCUCCAGAAAAAGAAAGGCCUUCGAAUCGUGCAAAAUGCAACGGGAUUGCGUUAUGGCGUGGAUCUGGAUUUGAUUGGCGGAAGAGAUGAUAUUACAACUUACUUCUCGGACGAACAACGCAAAAUUGACUUUGUUCUAGUCUAUGAGGAACGGGGAAUUAUUGAAGAGUUUAUUGAUCCCGAGGCCCUAAACGAAGACGCCAAACCAAGGAAAUCUGGAAUGAAGAAGAAACAAAAGUUCAGCUUAUGGCGCCAGAAGUUCAUGGCUUCCAUCCACGCCAUCGGGUUGGAAAGUGAAGAGGAAAUCAUUCAGAGACCUAAAAAUACCCUUCACUUCAUUCGGCUGCAUGCACCCUGGCCCCUUUUGUGCCGUUAUGCUGAGGAACUCAAUCUCCGGGCUCCAAUUCAGGAACACCAAACUGAAGACAAAACAAGGGCGGUUGAGACAUCUGCGGCUCAUCCCAACCCUUCAGGGAACUGGUCAGAAUGGAUGCUCUCAAAGCUGAGAUUGCCCAAUGUAAUGUUCGAAGAAGUGCCUAACAAGCCCUUGGACUACUACACAUGCCCAUUCAAGACUUCCAAAGUUGACAAGUUUCUGGGCAGCGAAGAUCCCAACUCGUUUUUUUCCCGGGCACAAAGGUCUCGAAUGGUUUGGGAGAUCUUGGCCACAGCCCCAUUUGGCAAGGAGAAGAAAGGAGAAGUGGGCGUGGAGCGCCUCGUCGAUGAGGGAGCCUUCUCUGCAGCCUUUCCAUUGCAUGAUGGACGAUUCGAGCACCCAGGGGAUGAGACGCCGGAGAAUUUGCUCAACACUCGGCAGAUCUUGUCUCACUAUUGGGCAGCUUGGGGCAAAUGGUACAAAUACCAACCAUUGGACCACAUACGAGAAUACUUUGGAGAGAAGAUUGCGAUUUACUUCGCUUGGCUGGGUUUUUACACGGGUUGGCUUUUACCCGCAGCGGUUGUGGGUGUUCUUGUCUUCCUUUAUGGUGUCCUGACCAUGAACCACAACACCAUUGCAUUGGAGACCUGCAACAACGGUGACCAAUUCACCAUGUGCCCUCUCUGUGAAGAGUGUGACUACUGGAAGCUCUCAGAUAUCUGUCUUUACAAGAAAAUCGCCUAUUUGUUUGACCACCCAGGCACCGUUUUCUACGCCAUUUUUAUGUCGUUCUGGGCUGUGACAUUCUUGGAGUACUGGAAGAGGAAAUCCGCUUCCUUGGCACAUCACUGGGAUUGCAUGGGCUUCCAAGAGGAGGAAGAGCGACCUCGGCCCGACUUUGCUGCCAAAGCUCCAUACCUGGAGAAGAACCCCAUCACCGGGGUCAGGGAACCCAGUUUUCCACAAUCCAAGCGAUACAAGCGAAUAGCUGCCGGAACAGCUUUAAUCUUGCUCAUGAUCAGCCUCGUCCUCAUCUUCAUCUUGGCCGUGAUCAUUUACCGGACGCUCGUGUCCAUCCCGUUGUUUCAAAACGAGACUCUCCGUCCCAUGGCCCAAGUGAUCGCCAGCAUGUCCGGAGCCAUGGUCAAUUUGAUUCUCAUCAUGUCCUUAGGGAGGGUCUACGAGAAAUUGGCAUUACGACUCACGACAUGGGAAAUGCAUCGAACCCAAUCUGAAUUUGAUGACAAUCUCACGUUCAAAGUGUUUAUCUUCCAAUUCAUCAACUUCUACUCUUCCAUCUUCUACAUAGCUUUCUUCAAAGGCCGUUUCGUGGGCUAUCCCGGUCACUACAAGCACAUUUUUGGAAACCUACGCAAUGAAGACUGCAGCAACGGCGGGUGUUUGAUUGAGCUGGCUCAACAAUUGGCCGUGAUCAUGGUGGGAAAACAGAUGAUCAACAACGCUCAAGAGGUUCUUAUCCCCAAGAUGAAGGCCUGGUGGCAUCACCGAAAGAGUUCCCUUCAAGAAAUCGGCGAAUCUCAGAUGGAACGGGAUUAUAAAUUGGUGGAAAAUGAGGGCCUCUUCCAAGAAUAUUUGGAAAUGGUGCUCCAAUUUGGGUUCAUCACCAUUUUCGUGGCGGCUUUCCCGUUGGCUCCGUUCUUCGCUUUGCUCAACAAUUGGGUGGAGAUCCGCCUGGAUGCUCAAAAAUUCGUCUGUGAGACUCGUCGUGCCGUGGCUGAACGAGCUGAAAACAUUGGGAUUUGGUUCAAGAUCCUUGACAUGUUGGCUCAAUUUGCAGUGAUUACAAAUGCCUUUCUUAUCGCGUUUACCUCAGAAUUCAUUCCCAAGUUGGUUUAUAAAUACGAGCACAAUUGGAACAUGCGUGGCUACGUCAACUUCACUUUGGCCACUUCGCCCGCCGAAGGUUGGAUGGAUGUCAAUCGUACCGAGUGCCGUUACCGGGCUUUCAGAGACACACGAGGCACGUUUACGCCCAUGCACUGGAAAAUCCUGGCCUUAAAAUUGGCCUUCGUCAUCAUAUUUGAGCACAUUGUGUUUGGCGUUUGUCGCCUCAUCGAUCUUGUGGUUCCCGACAUUCCCGAGUCUUUGGACAUUAAGAUCAAGCGAGAGAGAUUUCUAGCCAAAGAGGCUCUUCAGGAGGCUGAACAUGUACUACAGAAAGUUCUGACUGACCACCACGAUGAUAGCGAUCGUAGGGACUCUUCCGAUCCGGAUUCUCCGCUACUUCGACGUCGAAAUUGAAUCAUAAUGCCCCUUUGUGCUCGUUCCCACGCCUCUUUAUAUCUGUUUCGUUUUAUCUUUUAUUCAUGCAGAUUUUGAAAGAUCCUAUUUUCACUUGGUCUCUAUACCCAUCUAUUUUGUGAUUGAAUUGAAUGUUAUCUCGUCUUGCUACAACAAACUGAAACCGAAUUGUGAUACAAAUCGUUGCUAUUGUUAUAUUCGAAUGAUGAUGACGAUGAUGAAGAAGAAGAUAGGAUAUACCACUGAAUUUCUUAUUAGGUUUUAAGUACAAUAGACCUUUCCUCAACCGUUA
This is a messenger RNA of Tigriopus californicus, 3993 nucleotides long. Its product is annotated as anoctamin-7-like. The transcript has 19 exons. The record is from RefSeq and is a predicted model, not a curated record. Gene Ontology annotation, molecular function: protein dimerization activity; chloride channel activity. NCBI's taxonomy places the organism in Eukaryota, Metazoa, Arthropoda, Copepoda, Harpacticoida, Harpacticidae. Bases 456 to 3701 code for a protein of 1081 amino acids. Gene Ontology annotation, biological process: chloride transmembrane transport. Gene Ontology annotation, cellular component: plasma membrane.